AGAGCUUAGUCGACUGCUGGACAGGGAGUCUCAGCAAUUUGUUCACAGUGGCUAAGUUCUUCACUUGUGCAGAGGUGAUGUAUGACAGAAAAGCUUAUUACUCACUUUAAUGUACAUAAUGUUUUCCAAAAAUGUGAAUGAUUUUGAAUAGUCUCCCACAAAAAACUAAGGGAAUCUGAAGAUUUUGUGCUCAAACUGUAAAAAAAAGUAGGUUAUUAGGUAGAUAUUUAAAGUCUGAUCAAAAAGACCAAAACCAACAAUGAAUUUGUAGCAAAACAGUGUUAGUAGAAGUAAGUCAAAAUAAACUACAGUGAGUGUGUGUUCAUGGUAAUGAAGGAGCAUCAGUGUAGCUCCCUUAUAUGUUUUGUGAUAGGUAACAUGAGCAUGGCACAGAGGAAGAAGAUAUGUAGGGUGUUGAUACACAGUUUGCUACUUUUACAUUUGUGCAAGCCUGAAAAUACUCCAUAAGAAAUGCAUGAUUGUUUGAGUUUGAGUUGACCUGUUUGUGUAGUUUCUAAAAACUACACAUCCUGGCUGUUUAUAUACAUGUAUAUUAGUGAAGGGUUAAAUGGGAAAGGCAUUGAGUGCUAUUGACAGGGAAGGAUAGUCACACAAAAUGGAGGUACAGAUUCAUAAAUAGUUGGAUUUGGUCUUUUUCGGGGGAUUUGUUAACAUACAAAAUUGUUAUUCACAAUUAGUUGUGUAAUUAUUAACACCAUAACCAACAUGCAUUAACACAGCCAUAAUUAUUGAACAUUUAAAAAUCAAGCUACAAUAUUAUUAUUUUUUAUAAUUCAUGUUGAAUAACAUCUACUUUAUUAUUAAUGAAACAUUAAUUGAACGUAAUUGAUUUGUGUCAAUGAAGCUCUCGAAGACAAAAAGAAGACAAAAAGAAAAGUAUCUUUGAAAUACAUGAAGUUCUCACAAAGAAACAUUCAGGAUAAACUUUCAGAUUGUCAUCUCAGCCAUCAAAGGCUCUAUUGUAUUUGUCUCCCUCUGUCGCAUGUGACAUAGAUUGUCUUGGAGAAGAAUAACAUUUGCACCGGCAUGCAUUACAGUAACAGAUGUAAUCAGAAGUUUUGUAUUUCCUUCCCUGUGUUGUGCGGAUUGACUGACAAUUUGCAAUGUUGCCAAUUGAACUUGCAAUUAUAUUUUAAAUGGUUUUACUUUUCCUAAGAACAGAUAACUGAUAAGAUAAUAUCGUCAUAUACAUCAAAGUGUAUUGGAUAUAUAACAAGUGUCCAAUGUUUAGUUGCCUGUGACAAUGACAAUAAAGGAAAUGUGUUUUGCAUGAGGGUUGAAUUCCUGCCAUGUCUUGUUUAAUGUGCAGAAUUUGACACUUCUCAGAGGCUUUGCACGGUGCCACCAGGGGCCACAUGUGGAUUACUCCCAGGAAACAUCUGGCCUCCCUCUGGUGCCUUCUGAGCUGAGCGCAGUUAGAUCUCACACACUGGCUCAGUUCAGCAGGAACAGGAGUCACGUCAACACACAACGUUUUGUCCUGAAUGUCGAGCCAAUGAUCUGUGGUCACAUUCGGGGAGGAAAAGUACAGGGAUCAUGUGGGAUCUCAUUUGGUCAGUUAGCAUAAUACUAGUUAAGUUAGCAAAAUGUUUUACUUUUCUUCAAAAGUUCUCUAAGUACUUCUUUGUUUGGUAUUGGUAGAUGUUGUCCAUACAGUACUGUAUUAUAUAUUUCAGGUUAAUAUAUCAUAAGAUUGUGAGCUCUCUAAGAUAAUUCACACUUAAAAGAUUGUCUAAACGUUAUUAAAAUAAAUUAAAUAAUUAAAGAAACUAGAUAUUUUCCCACAAAUUGUUCUUGCUAUUUAACCUAAGAAAAUGUGUUUAAACAAAUACAUAUUUUAAGUAAUUUAUAUACCAAACCUGGCCUAAUAUUCUCUUCUUGCUACAAUAAAUACAAUGAAUAUUUUCUAUCAAGAAAAUGUCCUAUAGGCUUUAUGUAUAGUACGUAUCGUAGAUUUGCAUUCCAAAAUGCUGUGAUGUUCAACAUCACUUGAGGCACUACAUAUAAGGCCAUUUAUAUAUCUCUACUAGGGGGUGUUAACUGGUUAUUGUUUUUUAAAUUAAUAAGGGAAUCAAUUUAUGGAGGAAAAAUAUCAAAAAAAAGGUAAUGACGUAGUAAUGGUGUAGUACUACUUUCUGUCCUCUAGAAGGCGGGCGUGUUCCUAUAGGGCGCCACACGAAGAAGAGAAGAAGAGAAUGCGGAACAACAACAAGAACACUUCGGUAACGUGCUCAGUGCAGAAAAUAAAGAUUUAAAUGUACAUUACAGCGUGAUGUUACUAACAAACAUGUCCAGUCUGGAGACUUUAGAGACUCAGAUAUGUGCUCUAAUGGACACCGUGGUGGAGGAAGCGGUGGCGGAGCUCGGCAGACUUCUGGCCGCUCAGCAGUGCUCUUCCCCGGCUACAGUGUGUGCCGUGAAGAGCGAGGAGGAAGAGCGCGAGGUGACUCCACCGGGGGGGAGACACCUGUGUGAUAACACUAUAACGAAGCAGUUUGCAUCCCUCAUGGAAGCACGGACCAGAGCUGCUGUAGAGAAGAUCCUGACGCUGCUGAAAGUGUCUCUGUGUGAAGCGGCAGAGCAGAGGGCUGGGAGGAAGGACGAGAACAAGCAGAAGAAGAACAAGAAGCGGAAAGCAGGGCAAGUGGCCGCGCCAAAAAAGCAUUCAGGCACACAUGAGAGUAACUCUGGGACCCCGUCUGAACCUGCCGCGUCAGAGCCGGAGGUAACGGAGCAAGAGGUAACAGAGCAAGAGGUAACGGAGCAAGAGGUAACAGAGCAAGAGGUAACAGAGCAAGAGGUAACAGAGCAAGAGGUAACAGAGCCAGAGGUAGCAGAGCAAGAGGUAACAGAGCCGGAGGUAACAGAGCCAGAGGUAACAGAGCCGGAGGAAACGGAGCAAGACGUCGUCCAGGAAGAUACCGGCCCUUCAACUAUCAAACCCACCAAGAAGAGCACAGGGCCGUUCAAAUGUCCUUCUUGUGACAAACAAUUCCGUCUGAAGUGUUGGAUGGACCGUCACUACCGGACUCACUCCAAACCGCACCUUUGCUCAGAGUGCGGCAAGGGUUUCGUCGACCAAAGGAUGCUCAUCGCACACUCGAGAAAACACACCGGAGAAAAGCCUUACGAAUGUUCCGACUGUGGGACUGAGUUCGCUUACAAAAGCACCUUCAAAAGACACAUGCUUAACCACAGCCUGAAGGAGCAAAGCCUGAAGGAGCAAAGCCUGAAGGAGACGAGCUUCCACACGUGCUCGCUGUGUGAGAAGCAGUUCGAGGGGCUCGUGAUGUUUCAGCGGCACAGGUGCUGCGCCUUCAAAAAGACGUUCAACUGCUCGCUUUGCCUGGAGACGUUUACGUGCAGCCAGAGUUUGGUCGAUCACGAGCAGCUGCAUCCAGGCGCCAGAUAUUACGUGUGCGAGGUUUGCGGUGAGCGUUUCUUCUCCACCUCGUCUCUGGCCACACACCGGAUGACUCACGCGGAAAAUAAAAAAUGCUGCGAGGAGCUCGGCUUAGGAAGCAGCGACCCGAGCGUCCUGAAGAAUCACCUGAGCAAACACACCGGAGAAAAGCUCUUCUCCUGCCAGGUGUGCGGUAAAGGCUGCAGUCACCAGAGCGCCCUGAAUCACCACAUGCUAACACACACUGGGGACAAACCGUAUGUCUGCGAGACCUGCGGGAAACGCUGCGGCCACUCCAGCGCGCUCGUGAACCACAUGAGGGUCCACACGGGGAAGAAACCAGGGAAGCCUGUGUGCAAUAUCUGCGGCAAAACAUUCGUCCGCUCGGUCAAACUGAAGUACCACAUGAGCGUUCACACGGGGGAGAAGCCUUACGCCUGCGACCUGUGUGAUAAAAAGUUCAGCAACCCCAGCAAUCUCAAGAUACACAUGAAUAUUCACUCGGGGGAGAAACCGUACGGCUGCAACAUCUGCGGCAAGAGGUUCGCUCAAUCCGUGGGCCUCAAGCUGCACCGGCGGGUGCACACAGGAGAGGAGCCGUACUGCUGCUCAACCUGCGGGAAACGAUUCAUGUUCAGCGGCAACUUCAGGAAACACGAGAGGGCUCACCUGCAAAAAGAGCCAGGAGAUGGACAUUCUGAAAAAACUACAGUGUAAAUAUGAAACAUUUCAUUGCUGAAUGUUAAAGGGGCCCCAUUAUGCCCUUUUUCAGGUUUACAUUUGUGUUUGGUGCCUAGUCUACUGUGACAUGUUUCCAGCUUUAAUGGUUCAAAAAAGUCUUUAUUCGUCAAUAGUAUCAGAAUUCCGGAAAUACACUUAUCUGCUUUCUUGCAGAGAGUUAGACGAGAGGAGCAAACCCACUCUUGUUUCUCUACAGUAAAUAUGACGUUACAGCCAGCAGCUACUUACAUUAGCAAAACGUCUGGAAACAGGAAAACAUCUAUCUUGGCUCUGUCCAAAAGGAACAUUAUUUUGUAAAGAUUAUACAGACAAUAUACAACAAGUUCAUGCUUACCAAAAAAGUUGUUAUUUUACAUACGGAGAGACAUACGGGUCGUUUUUUUGAUAAGCUAGGAUCAUGUCUCCUAGCUCCAACCUCCUUUUUAACAGACAAAAAGCAGUGGAUUAUCUUGUUUUCUCAAGAAGUCAAACUUGUUGUCAUGGAUAUUGGAGCAGAUGGACCCAAACACAGGAGUCGGGUCCAACAACAGGAUACUUGAAUAGAAUAACUUGUUAUGCAUGGUCUGUGCUGGCAGGGCUAAGCAGAACCAAACCAAAGACUGACCUUAAAACCAAGAAGAGUUGAAUGGCAGGUGGAGAGAUGGGUGGAGAUUAAGCUCAGGUGGUAACAUUAGGUGAUUAGUCAGGAGAGCAGGGAAGGAGCUGAUUGGCUGGGAGAAAACUAGGAGCAGGGAAGGGUUAACGAAGCUGAUUCAGAGCAGGUGUGUGAGGGAAAACACAGCAAACAGAGGAAAUCAUUUAGACAAAAAGGCAAAGCUUAGACCUUCAUCAUGUGACAGAAAAAUAUGUUUUAAUAAAAAAUGUUCAAUUUAACCAAAUUACGUAUCUUGAAAAUGUAUUUUAUUGACUUUAAACUGAGCUCAAUAAAUAUAUAUAUAUAUUUGACCAGAAAAAUCCCAGUAAAUCAGCAGUUUCUGACAUUCUCAUACCAAAAAAAGACAAUACACCCCAGCCCUCUACAUAUAAGAUCAACCAUUAACCCCUAGAGACUCAUAUGUAUAUGUACUGAUAAGAAUGAUACAGUUUGGUCCAUCAGACAUUGUUUAUUCAGUGUACAUUCAGACAAAUCUAAACAGAGAAACGAUUCUGUUCUAUAGGUCAUCCACUAGGUGGUGCUAGAGGAUCAUUUUACAGAAAAUUGCACGGUUAAGUCACUACACAUACUGCAACAGGAGGACACAUUGGAGUUAUUCACUAUCAACAGGUCUGCAUCCUGACAGUCCUGUAAACCCUAUAUUUUGACAUCAUUUUAACAAAAUCCUCCGAAGAAAUGUAAAGAAAUCUUUGAGAUUCUGAAAAGGACGUCAUUUUAUUCAACUGCUUUUUCUGAUUAGGUUGUUAUUAUUAAAGAUUUGAAGGGAGAAAUGUUUUGAGUUAUCUGACAUUUUUACAUUUCAUCUUGUGUUUUUGAUUCAAUCAACCAGUUACCUUUUACACUCAGACAUAUAUAUCACUGAACAAAAAAACCUCUUUCCCCAGCUUUUUUAGUCCACAGUAAAGGCAACAAAGACACAUUAAAAAAAUAAUCACAUCACGACAAACGCAAAAACAGGGACAGCAAUUGUAAAAAUCAAUCAAGUACAAUCACUUAUAAAUAGGAUUUUGUAAGAACCUUGGAAACUGGAUUGGAUGUGAUCGUGAUAGUCAUUACCUGUUUCUCUAAAAAAGUUGCUGCAUGAAAAAUAAAUGAAAUGAAACCUUAGCUCUAACAUGACUUCACCUGGCUUAGUGAAAAGCUCCGUGGUGAAUGUGGCUGCAUCAGCAACGCCAACGGUUUCCCUGCAUGGCGUCCUCUUCACUAAGCAGCUCACACACAUCUACUGUAAUACCAGUUUAUUGCAUUUAGUAUAACCUUUAGUGCAGCGCUGCUUAAUGCUGCUAAGAAUUCAGUGUUUUCAUGGAGAAUAAACUCACACGCACGCACGCACACACACACACACACAC
Molecule: messenger RNA, 6169 nt
Organism: Trematomus bernacchii (emerald rockcod)
Lineage: Eukaryota; Metazoa; Chordata; Actinopteri; Perciformes; Nototheniidae
Product: zinc finger protein 883-like
Exons: 3
Coding region: 2294-4141 (615 amino acids)
Biological process (GO): regulation of DNA-templated transcription
Molecular function (GO): RNA polymerase II cis-regulatory region sequence-specific DNA binding; DNA-binding transcription factor activity, RNA polymerase II-specific
Source: RefSeq, a predicted model, not a curated record